AUGGAAACAAGCAAGAAAAGAGCAAAAAUUUAUAAAGUUUUCUACGAUGAAGAAGUGAUCGAUCAAUGUCCUGAAUAUGAAAUGGUGUUCAGCGAACAGAAACCACAUCCAGAGUAUAGUCGUUUAGCCAAUGACGCAGCCAAAGACACCAGUAUGGAAUACAUGAGAAAUCUGAUCACAUCUGUGGAGACGUACCUAAAGAAAAAUAUAGCUGAUAUCAAUGGAUUAUUUAUCAAACAUGAUAUUGAAGCUGUGAUUAUUUCCGCUGUUCUGUCACGAUUCAAACGAGAUGAAAAACUGGCCGUGAAAUAUCCAUCAUAUGAAUCUGUUUUUCUCUGUAAUCAUAAAUAUUAUCAACGAACACGAGAACGCCAUCCACUCCAUUUUUCAUACAUUAAUAUCGAUAAUGAUGAUGACGUUGAUCAGUUUAUUCGGAACCCUAUAUUAAAGUAUCCAUUCUUUCUCAAGGCUCUUGAGUUACAACGGAGUCUUCAUCAGUAUAUUAUUAAAGAUUGUCAGCAAUUGAAAGAAAUUGUCUCUGAACUUCGAAUUGUUUUACCAAACUAUAAUGCUGAAAAGAAAUACGUUAAUGAAUACGCUUUAGACUUGCAAAAGUAUCCUUUGACAAGCAAAAAUAUAAUGAUCUGUGAAGAAUUCAUCAGUGACUGUCUUCAAUUAAAUUGGGAGGGAUGGGCUGAUCAUCAAGGUACAAUAUUUACUUACGGUUUCACUGAUGAAAUACUUCAAGAUAUUUCUUUCAAGAGUAGUUUUGUCAACAUUGAAUUAUGGAUAAGAAAAACGAAUUAUGAUGAUAUUCGUAUUAUUGAAGUCAAUCCUCGUAUUGCAUCUUCUUAUCAGAAUCAAUAUCGAAGUUCUUAUCAUGGUGCUAAUUUAUAUCAUUCCAUCAUUAAACUUUCCAUGGAUCAUACAGACAUUGGUGUUAUUCCAAAUGUUCAAACGAAUUUUACUGGCUUGUAUUCGUGUCAAUCUGUCAUUGGUACACGAUGUGAUGGAAAAAUUUCUCAAUUAUUAGAUUUGGACAAAAUCGAACAAGAAAAACAAAUUAGAAAAGAUUAUCAUUUCGUCUUUUAUUUUAACGAUCCAGAAUUUGAAAUCGUUGAUAAUCAUCAGGGUAGUGGAAAAGUCUUAAUGAAAGUCUUUUUUACUACAAAAACGUACGAACAAGCACAAAACGAAUCAUUACGAUUAAAAAAGUUAUUUCUCAUCAAGGAUAACUUUGAUAUGACAAUGCCAAAAAUAGAUCAUCAUUAA
Molecule: messenger RNA, 1272 nt
Organism: Adineta steineri
Lineage: Eukaryota; Metazoa; Rotifera; Eurotatoria; Adinetida; Adinetidae
Source: the annotation of a GenBank genome assembly